Molecule: messenger RNA, 462 nt
Organism: Ascochyta rabiei
Lineage: Eukaryota; Fungi; Ascomycota; Dothideomycetes; Pleosporales; Didymellaceae
Exons: 3
Coding region: 1-462 (153 amino acids)
Cellular component (GO): membrane
Source: RefSeq, a predicted model, not a curated record
AUGGCUGCCAACAUCCUCGACCUUCCCCGUAACUUCUCCCUCUACGCCAUCCCAGCGGCGUGGAUCCUCUCCAUCGCCCCGCACUUCUACGCCGCCUCGCUCGGGAAAUUCGACAACAAGAACCCGCGCACGUACACGCGCGAGACGGAGAGCGACCAGAGCAUCGACAAGGCGACCAAAGCGAAGAUCAUCCGCGCCGAGGGCGCGCAGCAGAACGGCUUCGAGAACAUCGGGCUGUUCGCUGCGGCCGUCGUCAUCGGCAAUGUGGCGAAGCUGGAUAACUCGACCUUGAACACGCUGGCUGGAGCGUACUUGGCCAGCAGGGUUGCGUACAACGGGCUGUACAUUGCGGGGACGACGGAUAUGCUUUCAAACCUCAGGAGUGUAAGCUUUCUGACUGGUGUUGGCAUCAUCUUCACUUUCUUCAUUAAGAGUGGUAAUGUCCUUAAGAACCAGUUGUAA